Molecule: messenger RNA, 1747 nt
Organism: Annulohypoxylon maeteangense
Lineage: Eukaryota; Fungi; Ascomycota; Sordariomycetes; Xylariales; Hypoxylaceae
Product: DUF803-domain-containing protein
Exons: 7
Coding region: 515-1747 (410 amino acids)
Biological process (GO): magnesium ion transport
Cellular component (GO): membrane
Molecular function (GO): magnesium ion transmembrane transporter activity
Source: RefSeq, a predicted model, not a curated record
GGAAGUUGCGGUUUCAAUGUCCAUGCAGGGCAAGCUCUCUCUUACUUUCUACCGAAUCUAAGUGUUCUUAGUGACCACAAGACAAAACCCAAAUUUCUUCAACUUGUUCAACUUAUUCGACUUCUCAAGGUUUAUUCCCAUAUAGCGAAAAAAAGAAAUAGACAUAUUCAUUCAUUCCCUUUGAAUUCCUUUUUCUUCCUGGUCUCGUUUCAAAUCAAUAAACCCUUCCAUCGUUGCCCCCCGGCCUUCUUCUAAGCCGAUACCUAUUUACGUGCGACCGUCAGCCACCGGCCUUUUUUUACUGGCGCAACCGAUUCGAUCGCUUCUUUCGGGUAUUCGUGGCAUCUCUGCUGAUCGAGGCGCAACACGAACACCUGACUAUUCUUCGUUGGUGCUGCCCUCGCCCGGCGCGAGCCAUCAAAUUUAGUUUUGCGACGACUUCCUUCCCUUCCCUUUUCCUCCCUACCGAUCAUUUUCUACUAGACGUUGCGAUUGCGGUCGCAACCAUAUACCUAUGUUCACGAUGAUGUUAGACGAGAAGUACGAAUCACCCCUGCACAUUCAGCGACUAUACAUCGGAUUGGCAUUAGCUAUUUCCUCAAGUUUAGCCAUUGGCACGAGCUUUGUAAUAACGAAGAAGGGGUUAUUGCAAGCAGAAGAGAAACAUGGCUUUCAAGGCGAGGGCUACGUCUAUCUAAGGAAUCCGAUGUGGUGGGCCGGAAUGGCAACAAUGAUCACCGGAGAAGUCUGUAACUUCGCUGCAUAUGCCUUCGCACCAGCCAUUCUAGUAACACCUUUGGGUGCGCUCUCCGUCCUAAUAGGAGCCGUCUUGGGGUCAUACUUCCUGAAGGAAGAGUUGGGAACAUUGGGCAAACUUGGAUGUGCCAUCUGCUUGCUCGGCGCCAUCAUCAUCGUCCUCCACGCACCUCCCGAUGAAGAUAUUCAGACCAUCGAAGUUAUCCUUAGAUAUGCGCUUAGGCCGGGGUUCCUUCUCUACUGCACGGCUGUGGCUAUCUUCGCGACCGUCAUGAUCUACAAGAUUGCUCCACUUCAUGGCAAAAAGAACCCCCUGAUAUACCUCUCGAUCUGCUCUACCGUCGGUUCCGUUUCCGUCAUGUCCGUAAAAGCCUUUGGCAUUGCGCUAAAGCUCACGUUUGCGGGGAACAACCAGUUCACCCACGCCUCGACAUAUAUCUUCAUGAUUCUUACUGCAUUGUGCAUUCUGACCCAGAUGAAUUAUUUCAACAAGGCACUCAGCCAGUUCAGCACGCAAAUAGUUAACCCCCUUUACUAUGUGACCUUCACUACCGCCACCCUAUGUGCUUCGUUCAUCCUCUUUUCUGGUUUUAACACUACUGACGUUGUCAAUACCCUUUCCUUGCUGUGCGGUUUCCUUAUUACCUUCACUGGUGUCUACCUGUUGAAUCUCUCGCGUCGUGAUCCUAACGGAACGAGGAUGCUCGCCGGGCAGAGCACAGAUGCUACCGGUACCGACAUGAUCUCGAGCCUCCAGACGCGUCUAAGCAUGCAAGCUCGCCGUAGUACGGGUUCCCGGAUGAGCGUAGGAAGUCGAGGACAGUCCGAUAGAGAAGGACUCAUGCGCGCAUAUGACUUAGAACAGGGCGAAUUUGGCCUUAACGACCUAACCUCUGAUAGCGAUGACGAACCGUCGACAAGGAGAAAUGGGGGACCACCGAAAGUCCAUGAAUCGAUCGAGUUGCAAAGCCGGAAGAAAUCGGGAGAGUGA